AUGGCUGCUACUAUUCCUGAGCUGAGUCGAACUGUUUCUUUUGGUUCUAUAUCUGAGAAUCCCCUUCCAUCACAAAAUCAAAGGAGCCAAUCCGUUGUAAGCAUUGAGCUGUUGAAUGAAAACGGUGAACAUGAUAUGGUUGAAAUUGACGAAGUUGAUGAUGUAUUAGAAGCUUCUGCAGACUCGCGGCUUGGCUCUCAUGGUGCCUCCAAUGAUCAUGAAAUGCGGGUGCGUCGUCAGUCAAUAGCUGAUCGCAUUAACCGACGACGCGACACUGAAUUCGCUUUCGAGUUCACUCGCGUUGAAGCCGCUGGGAGGGAAAAAGAGUUUUUCCGUCUUCUUGAAGAACAUUCACGACUUGUGCACUCCGUUCAAUUCUGGUCAACAGCUGCCGCAAUGCAAGAUAACGCACAGAAGUUCGCAAUGAAGCUGCAAUUGGACACUCAACAGCCAACUCGUCCGGAACAGCAGCAGUGA
Molecule: messenger RNA, 477 nt
Organism: Hydatigera taeniaeformis
Lineage: Eukaryota; Metazoa; Platyhelminthes; Cestoda; Cyclophyllidea; Taeniidae
Source: the annotation of a GenBank genome assembly